AUGGACAAUAUCACGGACGGUGCGGAACGCGCCAUGUUUCGGCGCAUGAAAAUGAGCGGAUACGAGGAGAUGCUCUUCGUUUUGAGCAAGAACGAACCGGUGGAGCCGGUCGUGCCGCCGAUGAGAAAGGUUUGCGGAUAUUGUAGAGUUCCUGUGAUAUUUCUCUCGUUUUCCGCGCCGCUAUUGUGCCAAGUGUCCGCAACUCGAGUUCCCGAACGAAUCCGCCCGGCUCUGGCACCAAUUCGUCCACGUCAAAGAAUACAACGGUUUUCUGGAGCGAAGUGAGCAUUCUGGCACCACGAUUCUACCCGAAUUCAACUUUGUACGUCCUAAAAGUCUCGGAAAACCCGCAAAUCUCGUGGAUUUUGCAGUCCAAAGUCGGCAGAAAUUUGCGGGAAAUCCGGGGUGCGCACAGCUGAACGAGUGUUACCGUACACCAUAUAACUACGGUAUUUUUUUGAAAAAAAUUAGCCAAUUUGAAAAAAAUUCCAAAAAAAUUCUCGAGAAAUUUAAAUUUUUUUCAAAAAAAUACCGUUGAAAAUUUAGCCAAGAAAUUUGAAAAAAAUUUCAAAAAUUCUCGAUAAAUUUAAAUUUUUUUCAAAAAAAUACCGUUGAAAAAUUUAGCCAAGAAAUUUGAAAAAAAUUCCAAAAAAAUUCUCGAGAAAUUUAAAUUUUUUUCAAAAAAAAUACCGUUGAAAAAAAUUAGCCAAGAAAUUAGAAAAAAAUUCCAAAAAAAUUCUCGAGAAAUUUAAAUUUUUUUAAAAAAAUACCGUUGAAAAAUUUACCUAAAAAAAUUUGAAAAAAAUUCCAAAAAAAUUCUCGAGAAAUUUAAAUUUUUUUCAAAAAAAUACCGUUGAAAAUUUAGCCAAGAAAUUUGAAAAAAAUUCCAAAAAAAUUCUCGAGAAAUUUAAAUUUUUUUCAAAAAAAUACCGUUGAAAAUUUAGCCAAGAAAUUUGAAAAAUUCCAAAAAUUCUCGAGAAAUUUAAAUUUUUCCAAAAAAUACCGUAGUUUUAUGGUGUACGGUAACACUCGUUCAGCUGUGCGCACCUCGGAUUUCCCGCAAAUUUCUGCCGACUUUGGACUGCAAAAUCCACGAGAUUUGCGGGUUUUCCCGAGACUUUGGACGUGGCACAACCCAAAAGGGACCGUUUUGCAGUGUGCUCCGUGUCCUCACUCCAAGUGCAAUCUCAAAUUUUUCGAUUUCAUCGACGCGAAAAUCCAUUAUCUGCUCGCCCACCAGUGCUGUGUUUUGACGUGUUGCGGACGGAGAUUUCACGAUUAUCGGGCCGUUUUGGACCACUUUGAAUGUACAUUCAAAUGUCAAAAUGACGAUGAUAAUGCUGAGAGACAUUAUUUGAAUGUAAGUUACCGUAAUCCGCUUGUGAGCAACCCCUAGUUUCUCUUCGAUUUUGAGCAAAAUGGAAUACUUUUCUAGGUUUACUGUCAUUUUUAUUGCUGUACAGUAAUCCUGGCCUAUUUUUGUUCGCGUUUCAAGACCCUAACAUCACUAUUUUUUUCCUACAACCACUCUCUGUCGGUUUUCAAAGUUUGGCCACGACUAAAAUUAGACCCAACUUUUGAUGGCUACAGUACUCCAGGGAGUGAUCGUAUCAAAAAGUGUUCAACUACAAAAUGAAAGUUCCCCCCUAGUACUCACUUUUUGUAGUUGACCACUUUUUCCUAGCAGCACUCCGCAGAGUACUGUAGCUCUUUGAAGUACGGUGAGCAAGUUUUGCAGGUGAUGUACGUGUGCAACUGUUGCUCGAAAUCAUGGCCGACGCGGACCGAACACGCGAAUCAUCUGCACGGCCGAGAACACAUGUGUCCUGACCCUGUCUGUCGUCGCGUUUUCGCUGAAAACGAGCACGCCAUCACUCAUUUCUUCGAUGUUCAUUACGUGAGUAUGUAGAUCCUUAAUAUCGCCUAUUCGGAUUGAUGUAUCUCGGCUGUCGGUAGAGCUAUCAAAAAGUCAUUAACUAUCAAAAUGUGCAAAAUUUGUCAAUGAACAUUUCAUCAGUUGACCACUUUUCGAUAUCUGUACCGGCAGCUGAAAUAUGCGAGCCAGAGUUGAGCAGACACGGAAGAAUUUUUAUCUUUUUUAGAAAUUUUUUUCAUGGAAUGUGAUCAACUGACGAAAUGUAGAGCAAAGUGAACUCUGCUCAUAAAAAAAUAAUUGUAAAUUUAGCUUUUCAUACAAAAAAGUUAUUCGAGUUGUUGCGUGAAAAAGGAGAGCUAACGGAACAACUCGAAUAACUUUUUUGUAUGAAUCGCUAAAUUUACAAUUAUUUUUCAAUGAGCAGAGUUCACUUUGCUAUACAUUUCGUCAGUUGAUCACAUUUCAUGAAAAAAUUUUCUAAAAAAGAUAAAAAUUAUUCCGUGUUCUUUCGCUCAAUUCUGAUACGAGCUAGACGGACCGGACCGGUACGGUUUUAGAGUCAUCUGGUGAUCGACAAUCGUAAAGUGUUCCUCAGUUUCAAACAUUUUUUGAAGUACGAUGCGACACGACGCGAGAGAAUGCAUGUAAAUUAUUUGGAGACGUACAAUAGUUUUGCCGAUCUCGUUUACAGGGUCAAUUGAGAUGCGAAGUCUGUUUGAGACUCUUCAAUUCGGCGAAGCGAAUGAGAAGACAUUUCGAGGCGGACGACUGUAUCGUUGACUCGAAAACAGUAGAAAUACACUAGAAAGGGUACAAACUCUCGCAAUCGCUUCUUUUGCAGACGUUCCCGCCGGUGGUGCCGUGCAGUUGCGGCCACCAAUUCGUCUAUUGCUUCCACCAACGCGACUUUCUCCUCCGAACGCUUCCGUCGUUCCGUGAGGCGAUCGAGAGCAUCGCAAGAGAGGCGCCCUACAAUCGAAUGCCCGACGACGUGGUAUUCUGACUCGAACUAACAAGCGACGAAUCUUGAAGAUGUCUCACUUUCAGAUCGAAAUCUACGCAACGAUGAUCAAAGUGAUCGGAGAGGUAAACGAGCGUCUGCUCGAGGAGAAGUACAUCAGCUACCAGCGCGUCGACGCUUUCGAGCACGACGAUUUGAGUGCUCGGCAAGUGGCGGACCUUCUGCUCGGAGUCGUCGACUACUUCUCCACUCUUUUGUAG
Caenorhabditis sp. 36 PRJEB53466 is the source of this 3097-nucleotide messenger RNA. Lineage: Eukaryota; Metazoa; Nematoda; Chromadorea; Rhabditida; Rhabditidae. The record is from the annotation of a GenBank genome assembly.